Lytechinus pictus (painted urchin) is the source of this 5140-nucleotide messenger RNA. RefSeq lists its product as uncharacterized. The record is from RefSeq and is a predicted model, not a curated record. Lineage: Eukaryota; Metazoa; Echinodermata; Echinoidea; Temnopleuroida; Toxopneustidae. The transcript has 2 exons. Bases 208 to 2361 code for a protein of 717 amino acids.
AUAUUCAAUAAGAUCCCAGUCUCUUACAUGUGUGGUGGUACGUGCGGGAGUGUACUGUGUAAUGUAGGCUAUACGACUGCUCGCUCAGUAAACACACACCUCCAAGCUCUGGAUACCGAGACAAAACAAUUUCAUAUUUCUUACGCUCCUUGAGACCAGCUAAUUCAUAUUUCGAGAUGUCUUGAACGCCGGGCCUGAUACACUACUAUGCUGAUUAAAGGAAGAGCAAGUCCUAGGACAAGCUCUCGAGUUGAUGUCCCCCAGCCAAACAUCAGCAGACCAUGCCGAGCACCACCUCCAGAAGAAAUACUGUCCUUCGAAGAUGAUGUGGUCUUCGAAUGGUCAAAGAGCAUAUCCCCAGACUUCUCAGAGUCACGAAAGGCACGGAUGCAAGCUGAAGAGCAGCGCAAGACGACAGAGAGUCUCUUCCCAGGAUUGCUUACUGAGGUCAUCGAUGAUUCUUUGUCCCAACAACCAACCUCUGGGUCAGUUCCAACCUUUGGCUCUCCUGUAGUAUUUUCAAGUCUGUUCGACCUAAGGGGAAGUGCUGAUGAUGUCAACACACGAAAUGCAUCGCGCUGUGAAUCAACGAAAUUGUACUCUGGAGUUCGGACCUUUUUACCAGACCGAUGCCAGACUGCUCCCCCUUCCAAACAUGUUGAUGGUGAAGCUGAGAAUGGUAUGAACGGAACCCAGGUUAUUGAUAUGGCAGCAAAACAUGAAAUACAAACACGGGAGAGGAGCAAAUCCUGUCGGUUGUACGGUGAAGGUGCCAAACGGCGUCCAGAUGCUUCGCAAUCUAGAUCAGCUCGCAAGGUUCGUAAACCAAAUGAGGAGCGUUACCUCAUGCGGAGGUAUCGGGAGAGACCAUGUUCUAGAGCUGAAAGUUAUAUGAACGAAGAAAUAUUUAAAUCAACGAGUGAUUUGUCUCGAGAAUGUUGCGACGUCCUUGGCCCAAGACAUUGUUACGACUGCUCCAAGAUAACACAGAGGAACACUUUCGUUGACCGCAACACCUCUUCGUUCCCAAGCAUUCACAUGACACCAAAAAACAUGUCAACAAUCACCUUGGUUCAGAGACUCUUCCCAGAGUUGAGCCAGUUGGACAUCCUGGAAGGAGUAGCUGAUGGAUAUAUAUCAUCUCGAUCGUUUUCUCGUGAUAGACUUCUUGAACUUUGCGAGCGCAGGAAAGCGGAUGCUCGGAAGAAAGAGAUUAGGGAAAAGUGGAAGGGUGUUGCCAAACGACGGAUAAGUGCGUUCUCUAUUCCAGACAAGCUUCAUUUCUUCAGUAACUUUACUGAUUUGAGAGCUCAGAUACUAAAACAGCGGGGGAGCUACACGGGUAUGAAAGAUCUGGUGUCUCCCGUUAAUAGUCUUAACACUAUGCCACCUCCAACCGAAAUUGAACUCAUCAUCAGGAAAGAGGAGGACCGUGAAAAUCCUGCGAAUUACUUCUGCCCACCACUCAUGACGCGCGAAGAAAUCCAACGACAGAAGAGUCAACCGCGAUUUUACGCAGGAGCGAAGCAAGAAUACAAACUUCCCGACGCUCCCCCUCUCACAGACAUUCUCCAGAAAUCAACUAUGACAAUUCGAGACUUGGAUCCCGAAGGAACUGCCAAACCCAAAGUAGAGAGAACAAAACCUAGUGGCCCACGCAUUUGCGGAAUGGGUGAUCCCAAAAGAAAUAUUCCAAACGGUGGAUCCUUUGGUGGCAGCGGUGGGAUGUUAAGUAAGACACCCGGGAGAUCGCGGCCUCCAAGAUUUGGGCGACCGGAAGUGGGCGGAGGUCUUGCAUCUCUCGCGGCAUCGUCAUCAUCAUUCACAAGACCGCUGCAGAUGGAGACGCUGGCUGAGGACGGCAGCCAGAGUGAGCGGGAAGAUGUGAUGGAGGAAGAGGAAGAAGAUGAUGAGGCUGGUAGAAAUGAGAUGGAGAAAGGGGGAAACCCCCUUAGCUAUGAACAACGGCCUCAUCCUCGCAUGAAACCUCAUCAUAACACAGGGUACAACCGAAGUAGUUUCGGUGAUUUAAACGUUGAGGAAGAGGAGGAGGAUGAAAGCGAUAACAUUGAUGGUCAAAAUGAAAUGAGGAUUGAUGAGGCAGUGGAAGACGCUGACGAAGAUGACGAAAACGAGGAAGACGCGCUUGGAUAUAUUACACAUGGGACCAGAAACCUACAAUUAAGUAGCAAACAUGGAUUGGGUAACACGGCUGGACAACAUGAUGAAACAGGGGAGCUUUACCAGACAUCAAAACGGACUGGCAUUGAAGGGCACCAAGAAAAGGAAGAUGAAAAUGACUUUGAAGUAGGUUCACUAGAUGGUGUCUCGCUGUCAGAAGAUGAAGUUGAAGAACUUUGAGCUCAUCAUCUGAAUUUUACAUUUCAACGGAUGUUCAAUACUUCGUUAUUUAAUUUGUCCGUUUGGAUUUGGAAAUGUUUACUCUAUCAACUUUGGUAGUCGUGUGAACUUUUGAUCAGAAAUAUACUACAGUCACUCCAAACCCGCCGACUGUAUGCCAUUCAAAAUAGGCUUUCAUCCCCCUGGGGGUCGGUGACUGUACCAUGAUAUCACGUGCAGGGUUAACGCACAAAGUGUACCGUGUGAUGAAAUCAGUGUUUUUGUCUUGCCAAGCGAGGAUAAUUAAUAAGAACUAGAUGUGUUAGGGAGUGUUGCAAGAAAGCAUCUGCAAAUAUUAUGUUGUAAUUUUACAUUUAUACUUAUGUCAAUUCUAUCUGUAGCAAAUAAUAUCACACUGCUUGUUUCAAGAAGCAGAUUAGUAAUCAAUUGCAAAUUUGCAAUUAAUUUCAAUACUUAUGAUUGAUUUAGGGACUGAAGAUGGACUUGCAAUUGAUCGCAAGUUUUUAGCAACACCUCAUUAGAAAAACAUGUAACUAUACAGUGCGUAUAAAAAAAAAGUUUACACUUUCAAAAAGCCCUGGGAAUUAAAAAUGUACAAAAUGUUGGUAUUUUUUUCACUUAUAAUUUUGGGUUUGGGUCUCAUCUAUCCAAUAAAAGUAAAAGUUUUGACAGAAUGUUACACUUGAGUGAGCACUGUCCAUUUUUGUAAAGCUCGCAGAAAUGCUUGUUUUCACGCUGUGUCAAGGGGAAAGGACGAAAUCAAACUUACCCUGCGAAACAUUUUUCAUACAUUUCCCCUGCACUUUUAGUCAAUUGAAAUAAAACGGAUACAUUCAUGUAUUUUGUAACAAUUUUGCAACCCACAUUGAAAUUUUAACAUUUAGUAAGCACAAUCUUUACCCUUUUUGUGCCAGCUGGAUCUGAAAAUAUUACUGAAUCUGAACAAAAGUUUAUACCAGACAUCUCCAGCAUUUUUUCACUAAUUUUUUAUCAUUCAAAGUGGGUUUCCAUUUCACUUGUUCAUUUAAUACUUGUUUCUCCACACUUUUCCCAAGCUUGACAAUGAUUAACUAAAUGAAAAUCAAGCCUAAGCCAUUUCAUGUAAAUCACAGCUCAGUGUAAAGAAAAUAACGUCUCGAUGGCCUCGGUGUGUGGGGUAGUGGGGUGGGGCGCAAUGCAUUCUUCGAAGUGUUUUAGGCAAGGAAACAAGUUUUAAAAGGUAAAAGAUAUCUUCAAAUCAAUUUUAUUAGCUAAAUACCACGUGUUCUUCAUGAAUAAGGUCUAUUUUUAUUUACAUAACUAUUCCAAAGUUCUGCGCAAAUCAUUUUUCACUAACUUUUCAAAAGUAAGUGGUGCUCACUCAAGCGGAAAUAUUUUUCGACAGUUAUAUCGUCAUUUGCUGAAAUGGAUCUGUACAAACAUAACCAAUGUUAAAAUGUGGAAAAAUCUUCAGGAUAUUACAAAUGUGUAAUUUUACAGGAUUUUUUCAAAGUGUAAACUUUUUUUUGAUACGCAAUGUAUACUCAUUCAGAAUCAUCUAGUAAAGUCAUGGUUAUUUCCAGGCGAGGAUAAGUUACAAGAAAUCGAUUUGUGAGAUAUAUUCAGAAUUAUUUCAAUGUUACAGUUAAUUCAGUGGAACCGAUUCCAGGUCGAUCCAAGUUUUUACGUUAUUACCAAUGAUGUGCUAUCGGUGGAUGUGGAAUCGGUUUUGUUGAUGUGACUUUUAUGUAUAUCGACCUUGUGUAUCAAUUCAAGUAAGCCAACUACACGUAAGCGGACAUGAUGCUUGAAGAUGAUUUACUAAUUACUCUUACAAUUAAGAACAUGUCUCAUGUGCAAUGACUUCGUUACCAAUUAAUUCUUGUCUAAGAAAUGGAAAUGCGUUUUAUGAUUAUUCAAAUUUCAAUCAGUAUAUUUGGAAUAUAAAAGUAAGAAGGGCCGAUAAAUAUCUUAUAAGAAUAUGUCAUGCGAAAAGCAAUUCCUGGGCCUCGUAGCAUAAAGGUUACCAUUAUGGUAACUUUUCCAACCAACAGUAACUCGCAUGGAAUUCUUGGUUCUGAUUGGUUGAUGAUCAUCGUUACCAUGUUAGUUACCAUUAGAUGGUAAAGUUUAAUACCCGAAUAGUAACUUUUAUGCAACGGGGCUAUGUAAAUACAAUAAAGCUAUGUGUAAGCUACGUAUAUUUUAAUGUUCAGCUAUGUAUUCUAUUUUCUAUGACAGCGUUUAAAGCCCACUAUGCGAUCCGUUGCUAUCCAAAUUUCAAAGAGAUUGUCAUUACAUUUGAUAUGAGCAUUCCAACCAAUAAAAUCUUAGCGAUCAUCGUUCAUAAUAGUGGUAGGACAACUGAAAUCGAAAUUCAGUUAAGCUCGAGUCUCCUUGUUGGAAUAAAAGCAAAUUCAAUUCCAAAUCGAUGACGUCACCAUCGACUUGAAGCCGAUUUGGACAUAACUCUGACCACAGGGCUUGCCGCAACGUAAAAUUAAGAUUUGUUAUUCCUAACAUUAGGCAAAACUUCAUAUAAAAUAAAUGUUACUUCUAGGAACUUUAACAUUUAAUACAAAACGCAAUUUAUUUAAAAAAAAUCGUAUCGGAUCGCAUAUUGUGCGCUGAGCUUGAUAAAUGGGUAACGGUAAGAUUGUCCAACUGAUGCACCGAGUGUACUUACUUUGAUUUCAUAUUAUAAGCUAUUAUUUCUACACUGCAUUGACAUUCUCUUUCAGCUCUUUUAAUUGUGACUAGCAUAUCAAACUGUGUGACAGGGGCGGAUCCAGGAUUUUCC